AUGUCCAAUUCUCAACAACAAUUCAUAACGGAUGAAUUGUCCCAAUUGCAAAGAGAAAUAAUCUCUAAAAACCCACAAGAUAUUUUACAGUUCUGUGCUAAUUAUUUCAAUACUAAAUUACAAGCUCAAAGAAGUGAAUUAUGGUCUCAGCAAUCCAGAGCCCAAGCUGCUGGAAUCAAUUUGUUUCCUUCCAUUGAUAAUAUCAAUAUCAACGCAAGUGGUGUUAGUGUUAGAAAUGAUAGACAACCAAGUUUCAAAUCUCCCUUUGGUUUAAAUGAUCCCCACUCGAAUCAUGAUGAUGACCCACAUACUAAGAACGAUACUAAUUCUGAUGCCGCUGGAGGUAUCUUUAAAUCCAAUUUUGAUGUGAACAAACAGUCAUCAACUGUUCCAUUAAAAGAGGUUGAUCCAGAUGAUCCAUCUAAACCACAAGCAUCUGCAGCCAUUAAAUCUCCAAACCAACCACCACUGCAAUUCCCACCACAGAAGAUCCCAGUUGCAUUUAAUGCCAAUAGAAGAACCUCUGUUUCCGCUGAAGCUUUAAAUCCAGCAAAGUUAAAGUCCGAAAGUUGGAAACCUCCUGUUAAUAACUUGUCUACAACUGAAGAAGAAACAUUAGCUGAAAACUUGAAGAACAAUUUCCUUUUCAAGCAAUUAGAUGCUAAUUCUAAAAAAACUGUUAUUGCAGCUUUACAACAAAAAUCAUUCGCAAAGGAUACCGUUAUUAUUAAACAAGGAGAUGAAGGUGAUUUCUUUUACAUUAUUGAAACUGGUACUGUUGAUUUCUAUGUCAACGAUGCCAAAGUUAACUCCAGUAGUGAAGGUUCAUCCUUUGGUGAAUUGGCUUUAAUGUACAAUUCGCCAAGAGCCGCUACUGCUAUUGCCGCUACUGAUGUUGUCUGUUGGGCUUUGGACCGUUUGACUUUCCGUCGUAUCCUUUUGGAAGGUACUUUCAACAAGAGAUUGAUGUAUGAAGAUUUCUUGAAAGACAUUGAAGUGUUGAAGUCACUUUCUGAUCAUGCACGUUCCAAAUUAGCUGAUGCAUUGAGUACAGAGAUGUACCAUAAAGGUGAUAAGAUUGUCACUGAAGGUGAACAAGGGGAGAAUUUCUAUUUGAUUGAAAGUGGUAAUUGUCAAGUCUAUAAUGAGAAAUUGGGUAAUAUCAAGAAAUUAUCAAAGGGUGAUUACUUUGGUGAAGUUGCAUUAUUAAAAGAUUUACCAAGACAAGCUACAGUGGAGGCAUUAGAUAACGUUAUUGUUGCAACUUUGGGCAAAUCUGGGUUCCAAAGAUUGUUGGGUCCAGCUGUGGAAGUCUUGAAAGAACAGGAUCCUACAAAGACUCAAGACCCAACUGCUGGAAACUAA
Molecule: messenger RNA, 1365 nt
Organism: Candida tropicalis MYA-3404
Lineage: Eukaryota; Fungi; Ascomycota; Pichiomycetes; Serinales; Debaryomycetaceae
Gene: BCY1
Product: cAMP-dependent protein kinase regulatory subunit
Exons: 1
Coding region: 1-1365 (454 amino acids)
Biological process (GO): regulation of protein phosphorylation
Cellular component (GO): cAMP-dependent protein kinase complex; nucleus
Molecular function (GO): cAMP-dependent protein kinase regulator activity
Source: RefSeq, a predicted model, not a curated record